ACCAUACGGUACGGACGUAGACUGAUAAUUUUUAAUUAGCCAGUUUAUAAUCAUAAAGCUAGCUAGCUAGAGCUCUAUUUAGACCUCAACCAGGAGCGAGUACUGACUGUGCAAGGACUGGAACACGCUACAGCACUGUGUCUGAUCUGCAUUUCACCCAUUGAGUUGUCAGCCAACUACAAUAGCUAUAGCUUCUUCUGGACCUUGUCUCUAACUAUAACUUUGCUGUUUUCAAAUAUCAGUACAAGUACGUAGCCAUGGUGAGUGUGUGUGAGGGUCAGCUGUGUAUGGCCAACAGUGAUGGACAGUCAACCAAACCCAACGAGUUGAGUUACAAGAGUGGAGACUUGGUUCUGAUACUCAGCCCACAACUGGAGGAUGGAGAACAUUGCCUCGGCUCCACGGCGGAUGGCACUAUUGGACAGUUCCCCCUCUCCUCUGUACGCAUGAGGGGCCCCAUUCCCAUGCUGCCCAUGUCCUGGUUCCAUUCCAGUAUCAGUAGACUAGAGGCAGAGAAACUAGUGGAUCGGAAUCAAGAUGGCCAGUUCCUGUUAAGAACCAGCCAAAACACGAAGGGUGUCUAUGCACUAGCCGUGAGCUACCAAGGCGAUGUGCAUCACUACCUGGUUGCUAUGGACUUCAAGACACGGCAAGUCACUCUCAACGGUCGGACCUGCUUUGACAACCUACCCACUCUAGUACAGCACUAUAAGAGGCCGUCACCUGACAUGUGCUGCCCGCUGCGUGUGCCUGUAGUGAGGAGAAGUGUUCUGGAGUUCUACAUCGAUCAAGAGGAACUGAAGAAAAACUGGGGUAUUCCCGGCUCAGAGUUGGAUAUGAUGGAGGAGAAUGAGACACUUGGACAGGGAGAGUUUGGGGAGGUCCGUAUCGCCAACUACAGGGGAACACAGGUGGCUGUCAAGUACAUCCACAACAGUAAGCAGAGUGCAGUCGCUGUGUCCAGCUUCCUCAAAGAGGCCACCAUCUUUACUCACCUUCGCCACAAGAACCUUGUACAGCUGGUGGGUGUGGUCUUCCAGGGCUCCACCAUACAGAGCAUUGUCAUGGAACUCAUGGGAAAAGGCUCUCUACAGAAGUACCUCAUUUCACGAGGGCGCUCAGUCGUGACUCAAGCCGAACUGCUCAGCUUUGCAAGGGACGUGUGUGAUGGGAUGGUUUAUGUGAGCUCCAAGGGUUACGUACACAGGGACGUUGCUGCUCGUAAUGUGCUCCUGAAUCGCAAUGGACAAGCCAAGAUCUCUGAUUUUGGUCUCCUGAGGAAAGCUGACGUCCAUGUGCCCCACGAAGGAGGGAAAUUCCCUGUCAAGUGGACUGCUCCUGAGGCCCUCAAAGAGAGCAAAUUCACUGUCAAGAGUGAUGUGUGGAGCUUUGGAGUGCUCCUGUGGGAGGUGUUCUCGUAUGGCCGCACCCCCUACCCCUCUAUACCUACAGACGAGGUCCUAGAGAUGCUAGAGGAUGAGAUCGUGAUGGACCCUCCAGAUAAUUGCCCCGAGGCCAUGUACUCGAUGAUGUGUGGCUGCUGGAAGAUAGAGCCGACUGAUCGUCCCUCCUUUCCCAAACUGCAACAGGCCCUCGCCAAGUCUGGAGGAGAUUCCCACACUCCAUUCGGUAGUCCACAACCAGUCAGGAAGAUCACUGCACCACCUGAUUUCGAAGUGGACGACCUAGUGAACAGCCCUGAGGCAGACAAGUCGUACCAAGAAGCCCCUCACAAGAGGAAGGUGACUCUCCUGCUCGGAAAUGUUCUCUUCGUGGGCCCGCAAGGAUCGGGGAAAACUAGUCUAAUAAGAAGCCUCACUGGAGAAGCAUUUCGACUCAUGGAACCUCUCUCGUCUUCCAUAGCCAUUGACGAUGGUUACCAUGCCAUCAGUGACUCACUGAAUUGGUCCAGUACGACUGCUGGACUUAUGUACGAAGAUGAACUUGUCAAAAUCAUUGUUGAAGACUUGCUCAAACAUGCUUUCUCACACCCUCCAACUGGACAAUCAGAGCCCAGACCACUCCCCCCCAUAGCCAUCACCCCGGACUGCAUCCCACCCCCUCUACCACCGAGGAGAGUACAAAGUUUCUCUGAGGCUCACGGUCGGUCCACUCUCUCCUCUUCCACCGAGCUAGCCAGUCGCAGACUAUCCGGGAGUUACGAAACAAUAGAUGUUGUUGCUUCUAACUCCGGACAUUGUCAGCAACCCCUUGCCAAUAACGAAGGAAAAGGCAGCUCAAAACUGAAUGGCUUGCCACGAAACAAUCGCAAACAUCUUCUUGGGAAGCUAUCGUCCAGUUUCCGUGCCAAAGGUCACGCUGCUCGUACGGAUGUUCGACGUACUCAUUCUGAUACGUACCGUCGAGAACAACUUGUUGACCUCCCCACGCCUGACGUGCCCCCUCCUCCAUACGAGUCCUCGAUCCCUGAACAGCUGAUAGAAAAGAUCAAGAGUAGCCUAAAAGCCAGCGCUGAGGGAACACUCCCAACCAAGCACUUUGGGAAGAUCAUUGAUACUCCAGGUCACCCUGCCUUCCAGCCACUCAAGCAGCUCUUCAUCACUGACACGUCACUGUGCGUACUCACAUUAGAUGCUUCUCGAGACAUUAUGGCUCCGCUUUCUCCAAGUAUGCAGCGUAAAGAACAGAAGACCUUCUCCAACGGUCACCAUAGCAACAUGGCCUCGUACUACCACCCCUCAGGCUCCAAAUACCCGAAAUUUUCCUAUCUUGGUCAUGUAAUGAUGGAAAUUGGUGAUAUUUGCUUGCAAUGGUCGCACAGUCAGGCUGAUAUGACUUUGUGCGGAUCUCGUAUAAUCGUCGUGGCCACUCACUCGGAUAAAGUACCCUCGUCCAUUAGCCAUCGCAACUUUGAGCUACUCCAAGACGCUGUCAGAGCGUCCCCUUAUCGGAAGUAUGUCUCGCUACUCAAGUUUAUUGUGAGUAGCUCCUCUAUUAUUGAGCGGUCUAGUACAGACGAUCUGAAGCACUAUGUUAUGGAGCUGGUAAAGAAGGCGUGUCGACAGCAGGUCCCGUUAAAAUGGCUGAGGUGUGUUCGAAGGUUCCAGGGCUUCUCAAAGAAAGGAUCGUAUUUUGUAAGUCUAAGCGAAGCAAGAAAAAUUAUCUCUCAAAUCUGUGACAUCACCGAUGAGGAUGAAAUUUCGAGAGUGGUUCGUUUUCUCCACGAUAAUCUUGUGAUACAGCAUUUCCACCGACUUCACCACCUGAAGGAGUUGGUCAUCACUGAUCCGAGUUGGUUUGCCAGCAAAAUCAGUCAGAUUUUCAGUGCUUCGUUUGUCGAUUUAACAGCUGAAGGUGCCGCCAGCGAGCUGCUAGCAGAUCAGGAGUUACUGCGUAGCAAGGGAGUGCUCACGAGUAAACUACUGAGCUUUGUCUGGAGAGAGAAAAACAGUCGCAAUCGAACUGAAGAGCUGUUGACAAUCAUGUAUAAGAUGGACUUACUUUGCCGUAUGACAACGGACUCUCAUCCCCUCCCCCCCACCACUUCCAUCAAGGAUCUGACUAACGACAAAGGCCCCAAGACGCGAGGCAGUGCAGUGUCAACAGUGGUUAUCCCCGGGCUAGUGGAGGAAAGGAAGCCAUCACACCUUACAUCUCUGCCAUCGUUUAACAUUGAGCCUAUCAUCUUUCGUUUCAAGGCAGACCACAUACCAAGUGGCCUAUUCUCCAGACUGCUAGUGCGUUGCGUUCAAUCUUAUCCGCACAACUACUCGAUCUUCACCAACGGAGCUACAUUUGAAGUGGACCCCACCUGCCUUCUCAUGAUCUCCUUGGAGACAGAUCAUUUCAAAGUGAGUCUGCACAAGAUACGAGACUCAACUGUGUCAGAAUCGCUACCUUCCAGUAUGGACGUAACUGAUCUAGACAGUCUACUGAACGACCCCAACACUCCCAACCCAGACACUUGUCUCGCUGUGCUUAUGUUUGUACGAGCUACACUCACCGACCUUGUACAGCAAUGGACUCCACAAUUGGACUUUGACCUCUGUGUGUCAUGUGAUUGCCCCGCCUACAUUGAAGAAGAUGUCGAUCACGCUGACGGAUCAUCAUCACCUGAUGGCACUUCAUCACGCAAAAUAAGCACUUGCAGUACUGGAAGCAAUCGCCCUAAAAGCCCUGGAGAACGACAUUAUAUUAUUCUGAACGACGUUGAGAGUUUAUCUGAGUCUGCAGUCAAGUGUGAGCUUGGUACGGCUGUUCCAUCAUCCGUCUCACUCUCGUGCUGGUAUGGAGAGGUGUUCUCCGAUAUAAUGGCUACCACACCCACUGAUGAUCUGGAGGACCUCAUUACGGACUCUGAUCUCUCCCUGGUGGUGCAUGUGUUGGGCAAGUCCUGGCAGGAGCUCGGACAAACCCUCGGGUUCACUCGUAAAGAGCUACAGAGAUUCUCCCUCUCCUCUGACUCGAUGGCUCAGGCUGGAGAGAAGAUGUUGAGAAAAUGGCAAACUAUGCAUACAAGGACGGCUACUUUCUUUGGACUGUUAGGAGCACUGGAGAUUGUGCAGCGACGGGACAUUGCCGAUGAACUAGUGGCCGCUAGAAUGGAGGAUGAUGGCAUUUCAUUGUAGCUAUGGAAUUAUUGUUUUUGUUGUGUGUGCAUUCAUAAUUUGUGUAUGUUCGUUGUAUUUAAUGAUUUUCGUGUUAUUUGGCAGUGUAUAGUCUGUUACAUUUGAUUAUUUCGUGUUAUUUGGCAA
This is a messenger RNA of Halichondria panicea, 4715 nucleotides long. RefSeq lists its product as uncharacterized. Bases 258 to 4589 code for a protein of 1443 amino acids. The transcript has 17 exons. Gene Ontology annotation, molecular function: ATP binding; protein binding; protein tyrosine kinase activity. The record is from RefSeq and is a predicted model, not a curated record. NCBI's taxonomy places the organism in Eukaryota, Metazoa, Porifera, Demospongiae, Suberitida, Halichondriidae. Gene Ontology annotation, biological process: protein phosphorylation; signal transduction.